Messenger RNA from Peromyscus eremicus (cactus mouse), 539 nucleotides. Its product is annotated as olfactory receptor 4A5-like. The record is from RefSeq and is a predicted model, not a curated record. Bases 1 to 453 code for a protein of 150 amino acids. Gene Ontology annotation, molecular function: olfactory receptor activity; G protein-coupled receptor activity. NCBI's taxonomy places the organism in Eukaryota, Metazoa, Chordata, Mammalia, Rodentia, Cricetidae. Gene Ontology annotation, biological process: G protein-coupled receptor signaling pathway. The transcript has 2 exons. Gene Ontology annotation, cellular component: membrane.
AUGGGACAGAGUAACAAUGUCACAGAAUUUAUCCUCCUGGGCCUCACUCAGGAUCCUACUGGACAAAAAGCAUUGUUUGUUAUGUUUUUGCUCAUGUACAUUGUGACAAUUGUGGGCAACCUGCUCAUUGUGAUGACAAUUAUUGCCAGCUCCUCUUUGGCCUCCCCAAUGUACUUCUUCCUAGCCUUUCUGUCACUCAUGGAUGCUGUUUAUUCCACUGCCAUCUUGCCCAAGUUGCUUAAAGACUUAGUUUGUGACAAGAAGACCAUCUCCUUCACAGCUUGCUUGGUUCAGCUUUUUGUGGAGCACUUAUUUGGUGGUGCUGAGGUCUUCCUUUUGGUGGUGAUGGCCUAUGAUCGCUAUGUGGCCAUCUGUAGGCCACUGCACUACUUGACCGUCAUGAAUCAGCAGGAACUUUGUUCAGAUAAGCAGAAAGCAUUAAUGGUACUUUGAACUCAGAUGGCAGAAGAAGGAGAUAAUGACUUCUGAUCAUGUGUAAUCUUUCCAUCUUCCAGUGAUAAUAAACCCUUCAGAAAUCU